UAACUGAGUUACCAUAGGCAGUGGUAUAGAAGAUGAUAUUCAGCCUUAAAUUCAUGGAUGUGUAUUCUCAAUGUUUUGGUCUCAAUAAAUCUAUUCAUUUUCUAUUCUAGUCAUAUUUAACCUAAUCAACCCUAAAUAAUUAUGAUAAUCAACUUUAGAGAUCUUUUGAUUAUUGUGUUGUUUAUGCAGCUAAUUACACAAUGUAGAACAUCUUUAAGUGAUCCAUAUAAGAUUCUUGGAGUUCAAAGGAAUGCACCAUCAAAUGAAAUUAAACGUGCCUAUAAGAAGCUUGUUCGUUUAUGGCAUCCAGAUAAAAACAAAGAUCCUGAUGCAGAGGAUAGGUUUGUUCAAAUUUCAAAGGCUUAUGAGCUGCUGAUGGAUCCUGAUAGAAGAGAAGAGUUCAAUCGUUUUGGGACCACUGAAGAUACGCCUAAUUUUAGACACAAACGAGAUUAUAGUGAUUUUAAAAGAUUUGAUUUCGAUCCUUUUGAGUCCAUUUUCUCUGGAGGGUCGAGUUCUUCUUCUUCAUACAAUUUUAAUUUCAACAAUAACCAAGCUUUCAUUUUCCAUCGUCAAACCAUUUCUGCAAAAGCUUAUCAGAAUAAAAUUCUUCCUGCCAGUAUAACAUCGCCACAACUAAUUUUAUUUUACGGAGAUCUAUGUUUUCCUUGCUUCAAUGUUGAACCAGUAUGGCAUAAAAUUGUUUUAGAACUGGAACCUCUUGGUGUUGGUUUUGCCACAAUUCACAGUAAACAUGAGAGCGUUUUAGCGCGUAAAAUUGGAAUUGACGACCUUCCCUAUAUCAUUGGCAUUGUUGAUGGAGUUGUUAGACAUUAUAAAGACAAUCAAUUAAGUUUGUUGAGGAUAAUUGAAUUUAUCCGCAAGAUUUUACCAAGACAUUUGAUUACACAAGUUAAUGACGACAAUUAUGAAAGUUUUCUUUCUGGAUGGUCUGAUAAUCGAGUUAGAGUGUUAUUUGUUAACAACGACAAGCUCAUUAAGCUUCGUUACCUAUUGACUGCCUUCUCCUUUAGAGAAAGAGUCGUUUGUGGUCAUGUCUCCAUAAAAGAAAAAGAUAGCCUGAAACUUAUCCAAAGAUAUGGAGUAGACACCAAAAUGGACUCAAUGCUGAUUUUCAAUGAAGAUAUGAAUAGACCAAUUGCUACUUUAGCCGCAUCAGAAUUGUUACCUCAAAUCAUCAAAGAUGUGUUACAUGCCAAUAAGUAUCUUCUCCUACCAAGACUCACAUCUCAGGUCAUGUUUGAUCAAAUCUGUCCUCCUGAUGCACCUCGAAGUCGUCGGCGGUUGUGUGUGAUGUUAGUCACUAAUAACAUUCCGUCACAAGAAUCUGAAAAAGAAGCUAUGAGAAGAUUUAUCUUGGAGAAUGAGUUCAGUGAAGAUAAAUUUAGAUUCAUGUACAUUUACCAGGAGAAACAAAUGGAUUUCAUUAAUUCAUUAUCUAUUGGCAGUGGAUCACCUUCAGAUCUUACCUCUCAUGUAGUUGUUGUCUGGAGACGUGAACAUGACAGAUUACUGUAUGAAUGGCUACCUGAUAUUUGGGAUGUUUCUGAUUCUGAAAGAUUGAAUAGAAGCAAAGCAGAACUGUAUGAUCUGCUUAAUAAAUUGAGUAAAACAACACAAACCAUGACCAAUAAUGCCAAAAUGGUGAAUCUAAUUGACGAACACGCAAGUGGUCUAUUAGGUCGUAUACUUAAACGUAUUCUGGUUUUAACUGAUGGACUUGGAGAUAGCAUUUCACAGAAAGAAGUUCUUCCAAUUCUAUCGGCAGUUGCAACAUUCGUUUUCAUUGGAAUAUUUGGUUAUAUUUUACAAUAUCUUGUCAAACUGGAAGAGAAGAACAUCAGGGAACAAUACCGUAGACUGGGUAGAACUCCGCCUGGAAGUAAUCCAAGAAAUGAACAUAAACUUAGUAUUCAUGAGCUCAGAGGAGAAACCUACAAUGGACUGAUUCGACUGCUGAAACCCGGUUGCCGGACGCUUGUUUUACUCUGUGAUACCAGAACAAAAUCAAAACUCUUACCCAAAUUUUAUCGCUGUGUUCAUCCUUACAGAAAAAACAAAACAUUGAUGUUCGCAUACCUUUUAAUUGAAAAAAAUAUUGAAUGGUACAAGAAAAUCCUACAACAAAGCCUUGGAGACCAUAGAGAGCUUAAUAUUAAUCCAAAAAACUGUAUUGGCACCGUAUUAUCAAUCAACGGUUUCAAAAGAUAUUUUUGUGUUUACCAUGUCAAGCAUUCUGAGCAUAGAAGAGCUGAACAUCAAGACUUUUUAGGAUUUGAAGAUGAAGAAGAAGACAUUGAGGCUGGAAAUUUGAUUGCACAGCGUUCCGAUGAAAACUCAGUAGAAACCCAAGAAUUUGUUUUUGAAAACAACCUUCUAGACGCUUUACCUCAAUGGCUGGAAAAAUUGUUUGAAGGAACAACUCAUCGUUAUUUCAUUCAGUAUUGGCCAGAUAAUAUGAAAUAAGUUUAUUUUAAUUUCUCUUUUUUGAGGAAGAAUCAAAACCAUUACAAAGAAAGUUCAAUUUAAAUGAAACUUAUUUAUUCCAAAGUUUCAUGGACGACCUUUCAAAACUUGAACGGGCAUCUUGAUUCACAUCCUUGUAUAUCUAGUCAAGGAGAACAGUGCAAAUUUAAAUCGCACCUCGAGAUUUUUUCAUAUCUCUAUUGAAUCUCAUAUAUCACUUAAUCAUCCAAAGAGAUAUUCAGUUUAGUUCAUGCCUACUUACUGAAAAAAGAUCGCCUUUUUGGGACCGUUUCAUUCUCGAGUCUCAUUUGAUGUUAUGAAUGAUUUUUAAACUCAGUUGAUUUUUAAUUUCUCGACAACCAAAAGUCUUGCUAUGAAAUUUAAUACGACCCAAUCUGACGGAGAAACUUGACUGCUUAUCAUCAACUGAAUACUCUCAUCAAAAUCAAUGAUAUUCAACGAAGUUUUCAUGUUGCGCAUUUCCUGACGAUUAUUUCUUUUUUUUAACAUCAACGCUACCUACGGACUCGAUGAUGAGUUUUUAUUACUCAUUUUUUUCUUAAAUCACUACUUUAUUCUUUCUUUCACUUCAUCUCAUGAUGAUCUCAAGUCAAUAUUGUAAAAACAUACCUUGUAAAAAAUAUAACUAAUGUAAAAAUGAACAAAUUGACAGUCAAUUUUUGACGAACAAUUAGACAAAAUUUUAUUCAUUGUGGCUCAAUUCCAAUUGAUUUUUUUGUUCAAUCAUCGACAAUGGUUUUGAUCCAAUUAAUUAAACAAAUGUGUUCACACUUUCUCUGCCUUCUAAA
Molecule: messenger RNA, 3296 nt
Organism: Tetranychus urticae (two-spotted spider mite)
Lineage: Eukaryota; Metazoa; Arthropoda; Arachnida; Trombidiformes; Tetranychidae
Gene: l(3)80Fg
Product: dnaJ homolog subfamily C member 16 l(3)80Fg
Source: RefSeq, a predicted model, not a curated record